ACAUAAGUUAUUAGUCGUCUUGAAAACCUCAAACGUUACUGAGGUGCUUAGAAAACUUCAUCACUUAUUUGUAAAUUAGUCAUUUUUGUAUACAGUGAGAAGUUAAGAAUUAAGCAAAAAUAGUGAAAAAAAACGGAAAACGCCAACAUUUUAAAUAUUUUAUAUGUAAAAAAACGAAUUAUUUCCCUUUUUAAAUCAAGAAAUUUCAAGUCGACCAACAGUAUUUUUUAAAAGUGAUUUUAAGUGAUUCAAUUUUUAUUCAACUAAAUUAUCUUUUUUUAAAUUCGAAUCAGUAACAAAAUUAACAGAAAGAAACAAAUUCACCGAUAGAAACACUCGAAACAAAUUUUUACCAAAGAAAAAUAUAUUCAUUUUAUUCAAAUUUUUAUUUAUUUUAUUUAAAACAAAAAAUUUAUAUGUUUAUUAUAAGUGAUAUUUAAAAGUGUAUUGCUGCAAUUUUUCAAUUUGAAAAAUAAAGAUGUCAUCUGAAAUUGAUGAAUUUCUGUCAGGACCUUUAGUCACUUGGUUUAUAAGCUGUCUAAGUGAUGCAAAUCUACUGGUAUCGUAUGAUGAUCUUGUGGACGGAGUUUUACUUCACGAUGUUUUUACCCAAAUAUGUCCCCAACCGUAUCACAAUGAUAUCUUAACUGCAAAUGAAGAAUGGUCCAUGAGAUUGAGAAAUUUGGAGAGUAUUUUAGAAAAUCUCAAACAAUAUUAUGAAGAAAAUUUAGGACAAAUUUUAGUAAAAUUACCAAAUGUUUUCGAUUUGGCCAAAAAACCAGAAUCACACGUGGAAGAAAUGAAACAUUUACUGCUUUUAAUUUUGGGCUGCGCAAUUCAGUGCCAAAUGAAAGAAACUUUUAUUCACAAAAUUAAAACUCUCGAUGUCACGAUUCAAGAGCAAAUUGUCCAUCUUAUUAAAUUGGUUACCGAGGAUCAGAGUAUUGUGAUUAAUCAAGAAUUAUUACUGAAUCUUAAUGCAUCUGAUUUAUUUCCCCAGAUGAAAAAUUUAAUCGAAGAGAGAAAUUUAUAUCGCGAGAAAUUAAAGAAAUUCGAACUUAGAGAACCUGAUAUAUGCAAUAAUUCAAUGAUUCUUUCGAGAAGUGAUUAUUUUAGUAAAUCUGUAUUAAAUUCGACUGGCUAUUUUGAAAGUGAGGAGGAUCAGUCUUGUUAUGAGGUGGCAAAUUUAAAAUCUAAAGUCAGAAAACUACGAAACGAAUUGGAAGAGAAAUGUGAAUAUCUAAUGGAAUGCAAAGGAGAAGUUGAGCACAAUACAAUUCUAAUUGCAAAACUUUAUGAAGAGAAUGAAAAAUUGAUGCUGCAAGCGCGAACUGCCAAAUCUUAUCGAGAUGAAUUGGAUGCUGCGAUUGAAAAGGGAGAGAAAGUUGAUCGUCUUGAAAUGGAAGUUGCACGUUAUCGGGAAAAAAUGAAUGAUCUCGAAUUUUACAAAACUACCAUCGAGGAAAUACGCGAGGACAACAAAGUUUUAUUAGAAACAAAAGAGACACUAGAGGACGAAUUAAAAUCACAGCGAAAAUUGAAUGAGAAAAUUCCCAAACUUGAAGCACAAAUUGCCGACUGUAAACAACUUGUUGAAAAAAUAACUGCGGAACGAACGGCUGAGAGAGAAAAAUAUCAACAGCUUCAAGAAGAAAAUAUUCACCUGCAAGUUUUGGCCAAAUCUUCAAAAGAUGUUUCAAUAGUGGAAUCUGGUUUCGAUUCCGAUGAGCCAGGCAUUGGAAAUAAAUCAUUGUCAGAUCAAUUGACAAACAGUGCUCAAAAGCAGGCGCGAAGGCUCGAAUUGGAAAAUCGUCGUCUCUCGUCAAUUGUAAAAUCAAUGAAGGAAGAAAAUUCAUUUCAAAGAAGUCCUCAAAAAUUAAUGGAUCUCGAUAAAGAGCGAAAAGACAUUGAAAUAAAAUUCCAAUCAUUGAGUAAAAAAUAUGAGCGAUUAGUUCAUCAAAAUUCGCAUUUAGAGCAUAAUUAUAAAAUAAUGAAACAAGAGAAUAAGCAACUGCAAAUAUCAUUGAAGAAACAACAAGAUGAACUUGACGAUCAAAUUACACUUGAAUUUCAACACGAUCAAUUGAGUAAAGAUUACGUGAAUCGUCUUCACGAGAGGGAAAUUUUGAAAAAUAAUCUCAAAGAUGUUAACAGUGAAUUAAAAUUACUUCAAGAAUCACACGAUAAACUUCAAUUGGAUUACAGCGAUUUGCAGAGUAAUCGGGAAAAUUACGAUAUGGAAAUGAGAAAUUACAAGAAUCUCAAGAAGGAGCAUAUUAAGUUGAAGGAGGAUUUCCGGAACAUGUUCGUGAAUUCGAAACUACUGAUGGUUCAGCAUAAAAAUCUGGAAGAGAAAAGUAAUGAGGAUUUAAAUAAAUUGAAAAUUAAAGUAAGCGACAUGCAAGAUGCAUUAUCUACCAAAGAACAAAGAUGUUUGAGUUUGGAAUAUAAAAUCAAAAAUUUGAAUCAACGUUGCGAGGAACUAAUGGAAAUGAAUGAUCAUUUAAAUACCGAUCGGCAGAAACUUAUGACUUACACACACGAUCUGACACUUCAAAAUAAAGACUUUCUCGAGCAAACUUUGGAGGAAAAGGAUAAUUUUUAUCAGGAAAAAAAAAAUUACAUAAACACCAUUAAUCAAAUGAAUUGUCACGUGAGAAAAUUGGAGGAAAAAAUAAUGGAAUAUUACAAAAACGCACCACCUUCGACAUGUAAUAAGGGGAAAACUACAAAACCAAAUUUUGUUUCGAAAAUGAUAAAAACCACUUCCGAUUUGUUUAAUAGGAGUCGUCGUUCUUCUAAUUCUUGGGAGGAUAAUAUUAAAGAAACAGAUAACAAAGUAACGAAUGAAAUGAAAAAUCGUACAAUGACACUCGAUCCACGAUUAUUACGAGGAAAAAGAAAUUUAGGAUCUCGGGAUUAUGUGUCUCUGGGAAGUUUCGGAAGUGUAGGGAGACGCAAAUUUUCCAAUUUCUAUGAGGACAAUGAAAUUUCUGGAUCUCCUUCAGAUUCGGAUUUUAAAAUUCCUUCGUCCGAAGAUGAACAGCAAAAUGAACCAAUUCAAAAACUGAAACAAUUUCACAAUAAUCGAGCGCCAUUUGAAAUAAUAAACGAAUCCGAAGAUGGAAAUUCAAAUGAAGACGAAAAUCAGAAGGAAAUCAUCGAUAACAAACCAAAGUAUCCAAAAAGAUCAGCAAGUAAAAAUUCCCUUUGGCUUGAAUAUGGUUGCGCAUAAUUUUUAUUUCUAUAAAAAAAAAUCAGAGAAAAUUGUUUCUAUCCCCCCCUCCGAAUGGCAAUAUAUUUUUUAUUAUAUUUUUCUUUUCAAUUUUAUUUUGAAUUAUAUUUAUAUCAGUAUUAUAUUUUUAUUU
Molecule: messenger RNA, 3368 nt
Organism: Leptopilina heterotoma
Lineage: Eukaryota; Metazoa; Arthropoda; Insecta; Hymenoptera; Figitidae
Product: protein Daple-like
Exons: 17
Coding region: 479-3235 (918 amino acids)
Biological process (GO): cytoskeleton-dependent intracellular transport; cytoplasmic microtubule organization
Cellular component (GO): cytoplasm; centrosome
Molecular function (GO): microtubule binding; dynein light intermediate chain binding
Source: RefSeq, a predicted model, not a curated record